Molecule: messenger RNA, 408 nt
Organism: Ruditapes philippinarum (Manila clam)
Lineage: Eukaryota; Metazoa; Mollusca; Bivalvia; Venerida; Veneridae
Product: angiopoietin-related protein 7-like
Exons: 2
Coding region: 1-408 (135 amino acids)
Source: RefSeq, a predicted model, not a curated record
AUGGCAUUUUGGAUUGUGAGUAACAUCGUUCUUAAUACUCUGAUUGGACUCAGUUUUAGUAAAGAAAGGACAAAAUCUGGUGAAAUUGUUAUGUAUGAUGUGGCAUAUGUAACGGAAAUACCACAAAGGAAUAAACUUGUCACUAUACCUCAUAGGACAACAUAUGGAUUGUACAAGAAAAUACAUCGCCAACCAAGCGUCUUAGACUGUUUAUCCCUUUAUGAGAUGAGCUAUGUCGAAUACGGUGUCUAUGUUACUCAACCGACUGAAGGUGUAAAUAUUGACGUGUGGUGUGACAUGUCCAAUGGUGAAUGGAGAUUAAUUCAACGCCGCCAAGGUGGAUCUGUAGACUUUUAUAAAGAUUGGGAUGAAUACGUGGAUGGAGUUGGUACAAUAAUAGGAGAGUAA